UGUGACCUGGAGAGGGUAACACUUAUCAUUCAUUCAUUUUCGCCAAAAAAAACAAAACAAAUAAUUUUUUAAUCCCGACAAUUUCACGAUUUGGCUGCUUGAAAAUGGAGGAAAUAUGCAGAGUUUGCAUGGAAACGUCUGGAGCAUUCACAACAAACAUUUUCGACGAGACACAAAAAUGGGACACUCGCAUUGCUGACAUGAUAUCUGAGUUUACGGGGUACGUGGUCAGGCGAGGAGACUCGCUAUCUGAAAAAAUAUGUCCGACGUGCCUGGAGGAGGCAGUGAGUGCCUUCAAUCUGAAGAAAACCUGUGAGCAGAGCCAUACACUGUUUUUCACACCGAUUGAGGAGGAUGGAGAAGCAGAAGGCGAGGAAUGUCAACAUUCUGAUAAUCAGAGCCAAUUUGACACCGAUAAAGAGGAGCAUCCAGAUGAUUGUGAGCGUCCCUUCAAAUGCUCCUUCUGUACAAAAUCCUUUGCAAGAAAAUCGGCGCUCAGGGGACACAGCCGUACUCACACGGGGGAGCUACCAUUUCAGUGCUCCUACUGCUCCAAGUCAUUUAAGGAUCGCGCCCAUCUGAUCACACACACACGCUCCCACACAGGGGAAAGACCCUUCCAGUGCACUGUCUGCCCAAAAGGCUUCACACAAAGACCCAAUCUCAGAAUGCACAUGCGCACGCACCUGGGGCAACGGCCCUUCCAAUGCACCGAGUGUACAAAAUCGUUUCUACAAAAAUCCCAUCUUAUGGAACACAUCCGUAAGCACAAUGGCGAGCGACCAUACAAGUGUACCCAGUGCGAAAAGUCUUUUCGGAGUAAUGCCAUUCUUCGCAAACAUGCUCGUACACACACGGGGCCGCAUAAAUGUUCCCAAUGCCCGAGGACCUUUAAAAAGCAAUCGACUCUGCAGACUCACCUGUUAACGCACUUGGGCGAAGGACCCUACCCAUGCCCCAAAUGCCCAAAGACGUUUCCUACAACAUUGAAACUGGGAAAACACAUCCAUACGCACUCAGAGGAUCGACGCUUCCAGUGCUCCCACUGCUCGAUUGCAUUUAAGCAAAGUUCCCAUCUGACCAGUCACAUGCGAACUCACACUGAAAAAGAAAAGACCAAACCAAUUAAACACCGAAAGGAAGAGAAGAACGAAACUGAGAAGCGACCCUUCAAAUGCCCUUACUGCUCGAAGUCAUUUAAGGGCGAGUCGUAUCUGCAAAAACACAUCCGUUGUCACACGGGAGAUCGACCGUUUAAGUGUUCCCACUGCUUGAUGUCGUUCAAGCAAUCCACACAUCUAAAAAUCCACACACGUAUCCACACAGGGGAAAGACCCCACCAAUGCGGCCAGUGCCCAAAAGCCUUCCGAGAAGAAUCCAAUCUUAAGAAACACAUGCGUAUGCACACAGGUGAACGACCGCACGAAUGCACCGAAUGCCCAAUGACUUUUAUAAGAAAAGCCUGUCUGGAAAGGCACAUCCAACGUACGCACUUGGAGGAAUACAAAGCGGCUCAAGCUGGGGACAACGACUGAUAUUAUUUAAUACUAUCUGCAUGAACACGCCGAGAAUAAACGAGGCAGGACGGAGGAGGCAGGAUAUACGCUGGAGAAUUUAUUGGACGUAGCUCUAUGAUUAUAUUUAGAAUUAAUUCUGGAAAAAUGUUAAUUUGAACCAUUAAAAUAUGAACUAUUCUCUUGAAUUAUCAAUAUAAACCGCCGUUAAGUU
This is a messenger RNA of Drosophila obscura, 1728 nucleotides long. RefSeq names its product RB-associated KRAB zinc finger protein-like. The record is from RefSeq and is a predicted model, not a curated record. The transcript has 3 exons. Gene Ontology annotation, molecular function: zinc ion binding. NCBI's taxonomy places the organism in Eukaryota, Metazoa, Arthropoda, Insecta, Diptera, Drosophilidae. Gene Ontology annotation, cellular component: nucleus. Bases 105 to 1535 code for a protein of 476 amino acids.